AUGCAGCCAGCCUGUCAGGAGGCGGGCGGCCGAUGCCCCGGAGAUGAUCGCAUCCGCGAGGUCCUGGCCAAGGUGAACUUGGCUUACCUUCACCAGCGCUAUGGUCUGGAUGCGCCCAUUGACUUUGACGCCGUCCUCUCUGGAGGCGAAAGGCAGCGGCUGGGCUUCGCACGGCUGCUGCUGCAGGAACAUCUGAGGUUUGCAAUCCUGGACGAGGCAACCUCCGCCUUGGACAGGUCAAACCAGUCGGUCAUGUACGAGAACCUGCAACGGCAUGUGCAGGGUUUCGUGUCCAUCGGGCACUCCCCUAGCUUGGAAGCAUUCCACACAAAGAAGCUGGUGCUGGAGAGGUCCUCUGAAGGCGCAUCGGGGUGGCGGUUGGAGUCGCUCCACCAUCCCACCUGA
Molecule: messenger RNA, 405 nt
Organism: Symbiodinium natans
Lineage: Eukaryota; Dinophyceae; Suessiales; Symbiodiniaceae
Source: the annotation of a GenBank genome assembly